CUCCUUUUCUUCCAUCUUCAUCAAAGCUUUUUUUCACUGCAGACAGAAUCAACAAUCAUUUCAUGAACUCAAAAACGUCACAACAGCCGUAAGGAGACCGGGAUCACCGGUUCCUGACGGAGGUCCUCCGUUCUUCUCCUCCUCUCCGGUGUGUGUCCGGUUCCUUCACAAUAAAAGCACCGCGGUGGCGGAUGGGAGCGUUGCUGCCCCCUAUCGGCCGCUGUGCGCAAGUACCAUCCCCCUCCUCCUCCCCCCGCUGCACCGGCUCUGCUCUUUUUCUAUUCCCGGAGAGACCUCCUCCAUUUUAACACCGACACCCGGCGCAGGAACAGCGGCCCGCGAGAACUCUGUGGCCGGCGGACGCACGCGCGGCGGCGGAGGUGUUCUCCCAGGAUGCAUCAGUGAGCAUGCUCCCAGCGGUUGUGGUUACCAUGGCGAUUCUAGGGAGCAGCCAGGCCUGCAGCGGCCAGGAAAACUGCUCGGCCGACAGCGAGUCCAAGGAGUACUGCUACUCGGCCCGGAUCCGCAGCACGGUGCUGCAGGGGCUGCCGUUUGGGGGCGUGCCCACCGUGCUGGCGCUGGACUUCAUGUGCUUCCUAGUGCUCCUCUUCGUCUUCUCCAUCCUGAGGAAGGUGGCGUGGGAUUAUGGACGACUGGCGCUGGUUACAGAUGCAGACAGACUGAAGAAGCGUUUCAGCGACCUGGAGGAGCAGGAAUACGUUGCAUCCGCGAUGCACUCAGAGACGCCGGACCGCUACGAACGGCUCACCUCUGUGUCCAGCUCUGUGGACUUUGAACAACGGGACAACGGUUUCUGCUCGUGGCUCACGGCCAUUUUUAGAAUAAAGGACGAGGAGAUCAGGGAGAAGUGUGGCGAAGACGCGGUGCACUACCUGUCCUUCCAGCGCCACAUCAUCGGCCUGCUGGUGGUGGUUGGCGUCCUCUCUGUCGGCAUCGUCCUGCCCAUCAACUUCUCUGGAGAUCUGCUGGAAAACAACGCCUACAGCUUUGGACGCACCACCAUAGCCAACCUGAAAUCUGGGACCAACCUGCUGUGGCUCCACACCACGUUUGCGUUCAUGUACCUGCUGCUGACGGUCUACAGCAUGAGGAGACACACGUCCAAGAUGCACUACAAGGAGGACGACCUGGUGAAACGCACUUUGUUCAUUAACGGCAUCUCUAAGUACGCGGAGGAGAGUCAGAUCAAGCAGCACUUUGAGCAGGCCUACGAGAACUGCGUGGUCUUAGAGGCUCGGAUCUGCUACAACGUGGCCAAACUGAUGGCUCUGAAUGCUGAGAGGAAGAAGACGGAGCGCAGCAAGAAGUUCUUCACCGACCUGAUGGCCAAGGAGCAUGUCCCCACCAUGAUCAACCCCAAACCCUGCGGACACCUUUGCUGCUGCGCCAUUGCCGGCUGCGAGGAGGAGGAGGCGGUCAGUUACUAUACCAAGAUGGAGGCGAAGCUGAAGGAGGAGUACAGGAAGGAGAAGGAGAAGGUCCACACCAAACCUCUGGGCAUGGCCUUCGUCACCUUCCAGAACGAGGCCAUGACAGCCAUAAUCCUGAAGGACUUUAACGCCUGCCAGGUUCAGGGCUGCCGCUGUCGUCAGGAGCCCCGUUCUUCUCAGUUCAGUGAAGUCCUCCACGUCCAUAACUGGAGUGUUCUGUACGCGCCCGACCCUCAGAACGUCCGCUGGGAGCACCUGUCGCUAGGCGGCAUUUCAUGGUGGAUCCGCUGCUUCAUCAUCAACUGCAUCCUCUUCAUCCUACUCUUCUUCCUCACCACGCCUGCCAUCAUCAUCUCCACCAUGGACAAGUUCAACGUCACUAAGCCCGUGGAGUAUCUUAAUAACCCCAUCGUCACUCAGUUCUUCCCUACUCUGCUGCUCUGGGCCUUCUCUGCCCUGCUGCCCACUAUUGUCUACUACUCUGCCUUCUUUGAGGCCCACUGGACCAGGUCUGGAGAAAACCGAACAACCAUGCACAAGUGUUACACCUUCCUGAUCUUCAUGGUUCUGCUGCUGCCGUCACUCGGACUCAGCAGUCUGGACGUUUUCUUCCGCUGGCUGUUCGAUAAGAAGUUCCUGGCGGACGCUAAAGUCAGAUUUGAGUGUGUCUUCCUUCCGGAUAACGGAGCGUUCUUUGUGAACUACGUCAUCGCCUCAGCCUUCAUUGGAAAUGCCAUGGACCUGCUGAGGAUACCUGGUCUGCUGAUGUACAUGAUCCGGCUGUGCCUGGCUCGCUCCGCCGCUGAUCGCCGGAACGUCAAGAGGCAUCAGGCCUAUGAGUUCCAGUUUGGCGCCGCCUAUGCCUGGAUGAUGAAUGUCUUCACGGUGGUGAUGGCCUACAGCAUCACCUGCCCCAUCAUUGUCCCUUUUGGUCUGAUGUACAUGCUGCUCAAACACCUGGUGGACAGGUACAACAUGUACUACGCAUACCUGCCCUCCAAACUGGACAAGAAGAUCCACUCUGGCGCCGUCACCCAGGUGGUUGCUGCGCCCAUCCUCUGCCUCUUCUGGCUGCUCUUCUUCUCCACUGUGCGCACAGGUUUUGAGACGCCAACCUCCAUGUUCACCCUGGUGGUGCUGAUUGUCACGAUAGUGGUGUGUCUGUCACACGUCUGCUUCGGACAUUUCAAGUACCUGAGCGCUCACAACUACAAGAUCGACACCAAGGAGACCGACCCGGAGGCUGUGGAAAACGGACGCCCUGCUCGGCCCUCCUCUUCCUCAGUCGCCAAGUCUCAGCAGAAGCAGGCGCAGCAGCAGCAGAUGUACAUCGCACAGGUGCUUCAGGACCCCACCUCAGACGAGGCGGGAGGGGGCAGCAGCGAGGAGGACCGCGGCUCGUCGCAGGACGAGGAGAUGCUGAACGGAGGAAACAGCAUCAACGAGGCGGACUUCCAGUCGGGGGAGGACAGUCUGAUUGCCAACGAGGUCCAUCAGUAGCUGGGGCCAAAAUUGGAGGGAGGGGGUGGAGCUAACGCGGGACACCUGCUCUUCAAUUAAACAGGUUUAAGACUGAACAGCAGAAAUUUAGCUCCGCCCCCUCUCUGCCUGUAGAUUUGGACCGUGGCGCCGGGUUGCUGUUGUCCAAUCCUGUGCCGAGGCACAGACGCUGUGCUGCUGCCACAGAAAGUCUUUGUACGGGACUGCCAAGCCAAAACGUUCUUUUCAGGGGUGGGUGGGGUUUAAAUUUUGUGCCUGGGCUGGACCUCUUUUGUUCGUGUGUUCUGUGGGUCACCUGACCUUGACCUUACAUCUUUACUUCAGAAGGACCCGGCGGCAGUGAAGCCGCUGUCAAAUCACGGAAACACCACUCCCCAUUUCACUGACACAGCCCCGCCCCAGAUCCUGUGAGGUCAUCGCGUCACCUGACAGCCGUUUCUGUUGACCUGCUGAGCUUCUCUGCAUGUUGCUGAAGCACCACCUUCUGGUGUCGUUGGGCUGACCCAUGUGACCCACGCUCCUGGACCAGGACCCACCCAACUCCUCAGACACUCCACAGCACCUCCACAGUUCAGGCACGCCUCCACAUGUCAGGCACGCCUCCACAGUUCAGGCACGCCUCCACAGGUCAGGCACGCCUCCACAGGUCAGGCACGCCUCCACAGUUCAGGCACGCCUCCACAGGUCAGGCACGCCUCCACAGUUCAGGCACGCCUCCACAGGUCAGGCACGCCUCCACAGGUCAGGCACGCCUCCACAGUUCAGGCACGCCUCCACAGGUCAGGCACGCCUCCACAGUUCAGGCACGCCUCCACAGGUCAGGCACGCCUCCACAGGUCAGGCACGCCUCCACAGUUCAGGCACGCCUCCAAAGGUCAGGCACGCCUCCACAGUUCAGGCACGCCUCCACAGGUCAGGCACGCCUCCACAGUUCAGGCACGCAUCCACAGGUCAGGCCCGCCUCCACAUGUCAGUUACGCCUCCACAGUUCAGGCACGCCUCCACAGUUCAGGCACACCUCCACAGUUCAGGCACACCUCCACAGGUCAGGCACGCCUCCACAUGUCAGGCACGCCUCCACAGGUCAGGCAUGCCUCCGCAUGUCAGGCACGCCUCCACAGGUCAGGCACGCCUCCACAUGUCAGGCACACCUCCACAUGUCAGGCACGCCUCCACAUGUCAGGCACGCCUCCACAGGUCAGGCACGCCUCCACAUGUCAGGCACGCCUCCACAGGUCAGGCACGCCUCCAGGUAGACCUUCAGGUGCUCCUCCCAGGUGCCUGAGGCUGUCAGAAGAAACUUAUGGAUCUUGUACUGUGCACUGACAGUGUGCAUGUGUGUGCGUGUGUGUGUAUGUGCAUGUGUGUGUGUGCUAGCUUGCAGUAGAAGUAGAACCUGUAGUCGUGUUCUACGAUGUCCUCACAUUCCUGAAGAUUUGACGCCAACAUCCCACUUUGUUCUGCAAGUGCUGCUUCUGCUGUUGCCAUGGUUACAUCCAUGCCUGCUGUAGACUUUCUCCUGUAGGGGGCGUCAUUUUGCUGGUGGGACCAUGAAGGAAUUGCCCGGUGACGAGGCAAAACAAACCCCACAGACAGCAGAGUGGCGUCCAUGCUGAUGCCAGGUCAUGUGACCUCUUUGCAUUUUUACUUUCCUAAUUUGAGAUUUUGUGACCUUUUUAUGAAUUUCCACGGAUUCCGGUGAUCCUGCUGUGAAAACAUUUGUAAGCCGAUGGAUUUACCCAUGACGACCUUUACAACACGUUUGUCCAAGGCGGCGAGGGAAAGCUUCCUCCUGAAGACUAUCAGAAGCAGGACAAUCUUUUCGAGGAUUGGGGCAGUUCCUGCGGGGCAUGUGAGGCAUUUCUAU
This is a messenger RNA of Oryzias latipes (Japanese medaka), 4818 nucleotides long. Its product is annotated as mechanosensitive cation channel TMEM63B. The record is from RefSeq and is a predicted model, not a curated record. Gene Ontology annotation, cellular component: plasma membrane. Lineage: Eukaryota; Metazoa; Chordata; Actinopteri; Beloniformes; Adrianichthyidae. Gene Ontology annotation, molecular function: nucleic acid binding; calcium-activated cation channel activity.